Colletotrichum truncatum is the source of this 483-nucleotide messenger RNA. Lineage: Eukaryota; Fungi; Ascomycota; Sordariomycetes; Glomerellales; Glomerellaceae. The record is from RefSeq and is a predicted model, not a curated record.
AUGCUUCCCAAAAUGUCAGUAUCUGUACAGGUAAAGGGCGCGUAUGGACUUACUGGCGAGGUACGUGAAGAACACCGCCUCGGAAAAGACGGCCUGUCCGAUCCAGAGCACGAUAAGAAGAAACUGCGGCGUGAAGAAGCUCCUCGUCGUCGCCCGGAUCUCGAACCACGGGUUCUCCACAAUCUUCAAGCUGACCUUCUUCCCGUCCUGUCUCUCCACCUUCUCCGGCUUGUUCAGGAACAGCCCGACAAACGGACCCGCGGCCUGGAUGGCGAUGAAGACGAUGAAGACGGUGUAAGACACCUUCCCUGCCUGGUUGUUGUCCGCGUUGAGGCCGAGGUUGAUCGCGCCGCCGAGGAUCUGGCCGCAGAGGCGGUACGUCAGCCAGUACCCCAGCGCCUUGCCCUUGUUCCACGGCUCGGGGUACGCGAUGGCGAUUGCGGCCUCGGCCAUCCAGAAGACGCCGGCCGAGAUGCCGCAUAG